AUGCCAUAUGGAGCUCCUACUGUGAAAUGCAAUGUCCAGUAUCCCGAGUACCCAGUUCACAAAUAUCAUCAAGCUGGGGACCUCAUCAUUGGUGGCAUAGCCUCUCAUGGAGUUUUUCUAUCUUAUGCCAAAGAUUUCAGAACAAAACCUCCACAUACAGUGGCUGAAGAGUUUAUAAUGCUUCCAAAGCAUUAUCAACAUAUUCUGGCUUUGGCCUUUGCUGUAAAAAAGAUUAAUGACAAUCCUCAAAUACUUCCCAAUAUCACUUUGGGAUUUCAAAUUUUUGACAAUUACUAUAGUGGAAAAUGGACCUAUCAUUCCACUAUGCUCCUUUUGUAUACAUUGGAGAAUUUCUUUCCAAACUAUAUUUGCAACAUGGAGAAGAAGCUGAUUGCAGUGAUUGGUGGACUGGAUUCUCUUACUUCUCUUGGCAUGAAGACUCUCCUGGACAUCUACAAGAUUCCCCAGCUCACCUACAGUCCAACUCCAGUGAUGAAGGAUCAAUCUUCUGGUCUCCCUUUCUACCAGAUGGUUCCUAAGGAAGAGCUUCAGUAUAAGGGGAUUCUGGCUCUGCUUCUGCACUUCAGAUGGAUAUGGAUUGGAGUGGUAGUUAUGGAUAAUGAGAACGGAGAAAGAUUUGUGCAAACUGUAUUUCCCAUGUUUUCUCAGAAGGGUGUUUGUUUUGCUUUCAUACAAAAAAUCCCUGUUGUAACAUUUAUUAAUGAUUUGUUUGAGAUGCUGCAUAAAGGGGAGAAUAUUUAUAAUGCUGUGAUCAGUAGUAAAGUUACAGUAAUACUUGUCUAUGGUGAAUCUCAUUCCCUGGGAUUGUUUAGAUUUGCAUCUUAUCUAUCAGAUGAAGAUGUAGACAGUAAACCUAGGAAGCUCCUAGGAAAACUAUGGAUCUUCACUGCCCAAAUGGAGAUUGUUUCCUUUGGAUUUCAAAGAUAUUGGGAUUUAGGAAUUUUCCAUGGAGCUUUAGGUUUUGCAUUUUAUUCCAAUGAUGUGUCUGGAUUUCAGCAGUUUAUUGAGAAUCGAAAUCCGUCCAUCACAAAAGGAGAUGGUUUUCUCAAAGGAUUUUGGGAGCAGAUCUUUAACUGUAAAUUUUUAAGUACAUCUAUCCAUCAAGACGAGGUGAACAUUUGCACUGGCCAGGAGAAAUUGGAGAGAAUCCCUGCACUCUUUUUUGAAAUGUCCAUGUCUGGCUAUAGCUAUAGUGUCUACAAUGCUGUCUAUGCUAUAGCCUAUGCGUUACAUGCCAUGUUUGCAUCUGGAUUCAAACACAAAGCAGUGGUGGAUGGUAGACUAUAUAUUCAUAACCAGCCAUUUUGGCAGCUUUCUAAUUUCUUGAGAAAUUCCACAUUUAAUAACAGUAUUGAAGAAAGGAUAACAUUUGAUAAAGAUGGGAAUUUACUAGCUGGAUUUGAUGUAAUCAACUUUAUCUUUUCUGAAAACCAGACAGUAGUGAAAAUAGGACACAUAGAUUCACAUUUUUCUCCAGACAAAAUGUUAAUCAUCAAGAAAGAUGCCAUAAUAUGGAAUAUGAAUGACUGUUAUGAUUGCACAGAUGAAAAUUAUCCCAACAAAAGGCAGGAUUCAUGCAUCCCCAAAGAUAUAAGUUUCUUGUCGUAUAAAGAACCUCUGGGGAUCACUUUAGCCUGUUUUUCUCUUUUCUGUUCCACAAUCACAAUUCUGAUACUAAGGAUAUUUUUAAUGCAUCACAACACUCCCAUCGUCAAAGCCAGCAAUCGGGAUCUCACCUAUAUUCUCCUUGUCACCCUCCUGCUUUGCUUCCUGUAUACAUUACUAUUCAUUGGUCAGCCCAAUAAGGUGGCAUGUAUUCUUCGUGAAACUGGUUUCAGCAUCAUCUUCUCUGUGGCUAUUUCCUGUGUGCUGGCCAAGACUGUGACUGUGGUCCUGGCUUUCAUGGCAACCAAGCCAGGAAGCAGGAUGAGCCAUUGGGUGGGGAAAAGAUUGGGCUAUACUUUUGUUUUAUUAGGUUUCUUAAUUCAGGUUGGGAUUUGCAUUAUAUGGCUGUCCAUCUCUCCUCCUGUCCCAGAUGCUGACCUUCACUCAGGAAAUGGAAAAAUUGUCCUACAAUGUAAGGAAGGAUCCAUUAUUAUGUUUUACUUUGCAAGGUGUUAUAUGGGCUUUUUGGCUAUGACCAGUUUUAUAGUUGCUUUCUUUGCAAGGAAAUUACCGGAUACUUUUAACGAAGCCAAGUUCAUCACUUUCAGCAUGUUGAUUUUUUGCAGUGUUUGGCUCUCCUUUGUCCCAACCUACCUGAGCACGAAGGGAAAAUACACAGUGACUGUGGAGAUCUUUUCAAUGUUAGCCUCAAGUGCUGGGUUGCUGAUCUGUAUCUUUUUCCCCAAAUGUUACAUUAUUCUUCUAAGACCAGAGCUAAACAACAGGCAGCUAAAAAAAAGGGUGAAGUAG
This is a messenger RNA of Thamnophis elegans (Western terrestrial garter snake), 2436 nucleotides long. Its product is annotated as vomeronasal type-2 receptor 26-like. Gene Ontology annotation, molecular function: G protein-coupled receptor activity. The record is from RefSeq and is a predicted model, not a curated record. Bases 1 to 2436 code for a protein of 811 amino acids. Gene Ontology annotation, cellular component: membrane. The transcript is spliced from 5 exons. Gene Ontology annotation, biological process: G protein-coupled receptor signaling pathway. NCBI's taxonomy places the organism in Eukaryota, Metazoa, Chordata, Lepidosauria, Squamata, Natricidae.